Colletotrichum orchidophilum is the source of this 972-nucleotide messenger RNA. RefSeq names its product ribonuclease T2 family protein. Gene Ontology annotation, molecular function: ribonuclease T2 activity; RNA binding. NCBI's taxonomy places the organism in Eukaryota, Fungi, Ascomycota, Sordariomycetes, Glomerellales, Glomerellaceae. Bases 1 to 972 code for a protein of 323 amino acids. Gene Ontology annotation, cellular component: extracellular region. The record is from RefSeq and is a predicted model, not a curated record. Gene Ontology annotation, biological process: RNA catabolic process. The transcript is spliced from 4 exons.
AUGUCACGAACAGUCGGACUGCUUGUGGUCGCUGGCCUCCUGCGCACCGCCGCAGCCGGUCUUUAUCCCGGAUUGACCACCGCGAACCACACCUGUGCUCUUGUUGAACCCAUUCUGUCUUGCUCUUGCGGAGCAAACCCCGACAAGGUUGACACUUGCUGCGUGGAGACGUACGGUGGCCUGGUGCUCGCAACCCAGUUCUGGAACACCCACACCGGUCUCGAGUCCGAGGGCCAAAAGUUGCCCGCGAAUGCGUGGGGCAUCCACGGCCUGUGGCCCGACUUCUGCAACGGCUCGUACACCCAGUACUGCGACCUCAGCCGCCAGUACGACCCGGCUCCCUCCCCCAACACCACAAAUGCAAAGCCAGACGGCACUCCGGUCCCGGCUUGGACCGGCGCCGCUCUGGACGAGUUCGUAAAGCCCUUUGAGAGGUUUGAUCUUCUCGAGUACAUGAAGAAGUUUUGGAUUGCCCAGUACACCCCCAACUGGGUCCUCUGGGCCCACGAGUUCUCCAAGCACGCCACCUGCUUCAGCACCUUUGACGUCGAGUGCUACGGUCCAAAGUACCAGGAACACGAGGAGGUCGUCGACUUCCUCGAGACCGCCGUUCACUACUACCAAGAGACCCCGACCUGGAAGUGGCUCGCCGCAAAGGACAUCAAGCCCUCUAAUGCGACCGCCUACUCGCUCUCCGACCUCCAGGCCGCCCUCAAGAAGGGCCACGGCGCCGUCCCCUAUCUUGGAUGCUCUGGUCCCCGGUACAACGCUACCGAAGCCGGCAAGGGCUCUCUCGAUAACGGGUACACCCAGCUCACCGAGGCUUGGUACUACUUCCACGUUCACGGUAAGCCCCAGCGCGGCGAUGCCGUGCCCGUAGCCGCCGACAUCAACGGUGGCCGUGUGACCAACUGUGCGACAACAGCGGGCGCCAUUUGGUACUACGAGCGCUCUGAGGGAUCGGUCCAGUGA